GCGGCUAGUUCAGUAUGUUGCAGAAUGCAGAAUGGCGCGGUUGAAUGUGAUACGAAGUUGUGGGAAUAUGAAGCUCCAUAAAUUUCUCCUUUUUUUCAAUGUCUUGGACAUUGUCUACAAAGUUGUGCAGAGUGUUGACGGACACGCACAAGGGUUUGUGGAGGCAGGUAGUGACAUCAACGGACUAGUCGAUGGCGUCCUUGCACAAAUUUCAGAGCCAUCGGCAGUUAGCAGUUCGUCGCCUGUCAGCUUUGCAGACUUGGAAGACAGUAGCACAAACAUGUACGCAAGCCCGAUAGCAUUUGAGCCUGCUUUCAUGGACUUCAAAUCACAACCAUUAAGUAUGCCUGUGCGUCGACGUGUUGUUGUGAAGAAUCUGAGUCCUGAGUCGAGCAUAGAAAUGCUGUCUAUUAGUGGCAACACAGCUAACUUUCACUGUUCCUUCUUUCAAGAAAAGAGGAUAUCACCAGGUGGAAACACCACAUUUGACAUUGUGUACCUUGGAAGGGAGCGGGGACUAGUUGAAAAUAUAUUAUUUAUUCACACAUCGUUAGGCUCCUUCAAGUACCAGGUGUCGGCCUUUGGAAAAGAGAAUCCGUACAGGUUACGACCGUUUGUUGGGGUGCGCAUGCCUCUCAACAGUAGCUAUACGCCGCUCAUCUACAUGCACAACCCUCAUAGCUCCACCAUUCAGCUAACUGAAAUUUACUCCAGUGGUGGAGAUUUGCACCUUGAAAUGCCAAACGGUGAAAACAAGAUCUCAAAAGAACUUUGGGAGAUUCCUCCGUACAAGACUAAGCCGGUGAUGAAGGCAAACUUUGUUUCCCGAAUCGAGAAAAAUCACACGGCAUUCAUCCGCAUAAAGCUCAACAGCACCACCCAUGUAGACCUUAUUCUGCCCGUAGAAGUGGAAGUUGUCUCGUUGCCUGGCAUCUUUUCACCUACGGAGACACUCGACUUUGGAGUCAUGCACAGCCAGGAUGAACCAAGGACUCUCCCUUUGAACCUCUUAAACUCUGGCCCCAAACAGCUUUACAUCACCAAUGUCAUUGUUACCCCGGUGAACGAGGCAGUCGAAGUCAAGUUUACGCCCACCAAGGUGCCCCCUGACACUGUUCGGUCCACGCAAGUUGCAACCGUGACCUACAUUCCCUCAAAAGUUAAGCACCUGAAACAAUGCUCAGGCAAGAUUGUGGUGAAGUCUAAAAACAACCAGUACAAGUUGACGAUACCAUUCCAGGUAUAUUUCAUGAAUGGGUCACUAGAGUACAAUGUGAAUGGCACAGUAUUCUACAUAGGGAGAGCGAAGAGUCUUAGCAAGUCAGACGUAAGGCCACUAAAUAUUUCCAAUACUUUCCCAGUGCCAGUAGUAAUCCACAGCAUUGAACUUCAGCCUGAGAGUCAACCUCAUUUCACUGUCAUAUUUAACUCAUCAACAGUUCUGCAGCCAAAUGAAACAAAACCAGUAGUGUAUCUCAAGUUUCACCCACAGAAGACAGCUCUGCAGCUGAAUGCAACGCUAAGGCUGCAUACGAACAUAUCGCACUUCAACAUUCCUCUCACGUGCUACAGUGGCAGGCUAACACUGAGGCUUCACCAUGCUGUCAACAAUGAGUCCUUUCUUGACUUCGGUACCCUUGGUAUUGGGAACAAGCGCAGCAUGUUUUUCGUGGUCAUCAAUGAAAACCCUAUUGAGGUGGUGAUCAAGCACUGGGGAACGAAUAUGACCAAGACAUUAGUCGAGCUGGCCACUGAAGCUGAAAACAGCAGCACACUAGUCGGAAACUACAACUUCUCGAGCGUUGUGAGAAAGAUCACCCUACUGCCCCUGCAUUAUGCACUGUUUCGAAUCAGUGUCACAGCGCCAGAGACUGAGGGCGUUUUCUGGGGUGAAGCCUCCAUCGAAACAAACCACGAGCUGCUUAAGGUCCAGUUUACGAUGAGGACUGCAAAGGGUAGCCUCAUGUCGGAUCCGAUAGUCUUUGAGAAUGCUUUUCCGGGGAAAGUAUCGUCACAGAAUCUGUAUAUCCACAGCACAUUUUCACACUCCAUGACAGUGACUUCAGUGCAAACAGUUCCUGAAGAUUCUAGGUUUUAUUUUGAAGUGACUCAGAAUGCUUCGCCUGUGCUGCAACCGAGGAGCAAGAACUGGGCAGGGAAGCUCUACUUUGACCCUAGGCGUGAGUGCAAGCAGGAGUGCUACAGUGGGUUACCAACAGCAACAACUGAGGGCCACCAGUGGCUGUCUGGACUUAACCUGCCCAGUGAUGUUGGUGAUUCCGACCUGGAGCUUUUUCAAAGCAUUCAUGGCCGCUGGUUGGCCCUGCAGGAAAGCAGGAGGCAUGUUGUCAACGUGACACUAAAAGUGGACACAAGCGAGGCACAAGGUUUCCUCAUGGAGGCGCAAGUGCUCUUUCACUGGCCAAAGCUAUCGACAAAGAAUGUUCUGAAGUUUCCGGUUACGCAAGUUGGGAACCUCACAGUGAGGCAACUGACCUUGGAGAAUCCAUCCAGCCUUCCUGUGCUGGUUCAGGUGUUGCCAUUAUUCUUGUACCCCGACUUGGAUGCAGCCCUCGCCAUGGCUGCACACUCAACCAGUAUGCUGAAUCUUUCAGCGGCAUUGAAGAGUGAGCCCAGCGUGUUCAGCCUACAGGACCUGGAGGAGUACAAUCCAAGCCCCGACAAUGUAUUCCUAGCCUAUGGCAAAGGUCUUGAGGAAUACUUCCACGUCCAGACACAUAGGAAGUCUCUGGCCUUCCAACUGACACCGGGCAUGAGAGUACGUGUGAAAGUUGGCUUCUCACCCAAGGAUGACCAGCCAGCUGCCUCUCUGUUGCUCAUUCGGAACAAUCUGACAGUGAUGAGUGCGGUGAUGCUAAAGGGCCAAGGUGGCUAUGGCCAGCUUCGUCUUGGAAACAAGGUUCCAGGUGGUGACGCUAUGCUGACUUUCGAACUCUCGGAAAGUCAUCUGAAGGACUGUGAUGGCACAAGAAGCGUGCGCCUGUCACAGCCCAACUUCACAGUACGACGAGGGUUCACAGCCCGCAACACCGGCCAACUUCCCGUGUUUGUCCAAGGGUUCUACAUCAGUGGCAAGCCUUGUCAGGGAUACGGCUUCAGGGUGUUGGACUGCCACGGCUUCGAACUUAAGCCAAAUGCCACCCGACGCAUCGACAUUGCGUUUACUCCAGAUUUCAUGCUGUCGCUCGUGGAGCACACGUUAGAGCUGCAGACAAGCCUGGGCCCCGGCCGGGUGGCCUACAAGAUGUCAGCGACAGUGCCACGACAGUACCUGGGGUUGUGCCAGGUGUCGCUGCCUCGCCCACGCUGGGAGCCCUUCAUGCAGUGCUGUGCUCUCAGUGCUGCAAUUUUCCUGCUACUCUGCGCAUUGGCAUAUGCCUACCUGGAACGAGAUCGCAUCCUUCACACAAGCUUCUACCCGCUCACCACCUUGACCGACCAGGGCGCUGUGGCACACCCAACUGGAAGGCUGCAGGCAUUUGACCUGCGUUCCCUGGCCGCUUCCCCUCCUGCUUCACAAGGGGUCCCAGCUGACAGCCAGAACUUAAGUGCAAGCUACAGCAAAGCAGCAAGCAGUUGCAGCAGCAAACGCAAGAGUCAUGACAUGCAGCAACAGCACACAGGGCCAUACAGGGUCGACACAUCAUGCCAGGUGUCUACCAGCAGGAGCUCGAUGUCCUUAUCGCGGUCGCCAGACUCUGAGCACCACUCUACACGAGACCCUGACACUGACCGGGGUGGGAACCGAAACGGUGUGCGGCGGCGCACCAAUGCCAGGCAGAAGCAGGAAACUGGCGUGCAGGCAUCUUUGCCAUCAGCGAGGUCGGAGUCGCCAGUGCGUCCAAAGCAGGCAAUGGCACCUUCAGUGCUAGUCAAAAAAGCCGUAGACGAGAGGGACGAGAGGCAGCUGGUGGCAUGGUGGAAGUUCAUAACUUGGUUUGGCUCAGAAGCAUGGAGCAGGGAACGCAGUGUGGAAGCAGUGGCAAGUGUCGCAACUCAGACAGCGGGCGACAAGCAAGUUCUUGUUGGUGAAAAGAAAGAAGACGACAGGAAGAGCAGGCGCAAGAAAAUGGUGAUCGAAGAGGAAACGUCUUCAACAACGACCGAGACAUCAAAUGCAGAUUCUGACUUGAGUGAAAAGGAUCAUACAUUGUUGCAUCUGCCAGAUGUGUGCACAUCAGCCAAGUUGAUAAAAGGCAAGCGGCCAAAGCUAAAAGGUUGCGCUGAACCAGGCAGCAGCAGAAGUCUGUCUGAGGCCAGCAACCAGUCACCUUUUGGCACGCCUCUGUUUGCAUCUGAUGCAAACCUUGCAGAUGAAAGCUUCGAGGCUUGCACAAAGCCGAAAACGCACAAGAAGACCAAAAUUGAGAGGAAGAGAGCACAUGACGAAGAAGUAAUCAGGCCAAGCACAUUGGAGCUGCCUUACAAGCCGAAGACAAGCAUAGAAACCAAAGAACCACAUGUACCGCGACCUGAAGUCUUAAGGCUAUCCACUGAACUCAGGAAAGCAGCUGAAAUUAAAAUGAAAGCACGGUCUUCUUCAUUUGAGAGUGAGCCUGAAUCGCACUUGAGGAGAAGCUCACCACCUCCGCUAUGGGAUUCGCCAAAGGAAGCUAGGUGUGCCGCAGAUGAUGCAUUGGCAGAAAUAGCCAGGCAGACGGAAAACUUUGCCCUUCAGCAAAAGAGCACACGGAUGAGCCGCCCAAUUAGCUACUCUGCGGCUGUGGCUGGUUCCAGCUCAGCCAGGCAAUCGAGGGCACCAGGCAGCCCGCCUCGUCCUGCUGCACUUCCCACCAGCCGCAGCCCUGGUGUUGUCGGCCAAAAGCCGGCUGGACUUGCCGUGGAGCCUCCACUGAAGACGAAAUCCGCUCCGCUCGGCCAUUCCUGGGAUGCCAUGAGCAGCGCACUGCCGGACCUUCCAAUCGACACAUUUUCCUUAGCGGAUAAACCAAAGGAACCUUGGCCUGAACCAUCAGAUUCCAAGCAGGAAAUUGCGCCUGCGCUCAGAAACAUGUGUGCUUCUUUCUCACCGGGUAACCUGCGGACGAGCAGCGCAUACUCUGUACCUUCUCCGGAAGCCACUUACUCUCCGUGGUCAACACCGAGGCCCACACCUGGGGACUUUGCAUCCCCCUGGAAAGGCGCAGCAUCCAGCAACGCACCAGUUGGGAUAGUCACCAAGAGCCAGUGGGGUGCCCCAGAUGUGAGAACACCCACAAUGCACAGUGAAGCUGACCGCUGGGCGCCCAGUCCUCCGCAGCGUCCCAUUGGAUGUAAUGAUACCACGCGAGUGAAGAGAAGCUCAGUAGAAAAGCCCCAUUUAUGGGAACAGGCACCAACACCACCAGCCCCAGCUGUUGCAUUGCCAUCUGUGUGGGGCUCUAGCUGGUGGAGCAGCGCCUCUGUAACGUUGCCUUCUGGAACACCGCGGUCACCUGGAAGCUUGCCUCAGGGGGACACAUCACCCACCGAAUCCAUGGCUAAUGUGGUGUCAUCUAUAGGAUUGGACUCGCCAGACGCCAACUUAGAACCAGCAGCAUCCUUUGAACAGCUAAAUCCAACCAGUCUGGGCACAGCGCUGUCACACAGCAUUUGGACACAGCAGCAGCCGACUGGUAUUUCUCGCCCAUGGAAUUACAGUCUGUUCCAGGACAACGCAACCAUGCCAGUGGGCCAUCCCCCAGUGGGAAACAGCGGCAGCUCCAUCAAGGGUCCGCACGCCCCAUUGGGGUGGCAGGACAAGGAAUCCUUCUGAACAGCGAGAAUGCCCACCGCUCCCAGUGCACACACACACACCUCCCAGCAAUAUUUCUACAAACUGUCAACUUAUUUGUGUUCUGCUCACUCCCUGUUUGUUUGUUUAUUUGUGUGUUUCCUCUCAGCUGGACAACUGACCAUUGCCAAAUCGCAAUGAAUGCCUUGAGACUGGGCAAUGUCGCACAAUGCCAGAACAUUGUUUUAGCGGCUGGCAUGAUUCUAUGAUGCAAGCUCGCCAUUAUAUUGGCAUCACGGCUGCGUACUUGAUGCCUUGUAGAAAUGCUUCACUUAGUGGGCAUUACAUGAAAGUUUUCAAAAACUGCACCAUGCUGUCUUCGCACAUGAAUUCCAGUUGGUCCUAACCACCCUUGAGUGAAGAAAUGGUUGCUGUUUGUAGAUGUUGCCAUACGUGCUCUGACUGGUGUAGGAAGGACAGUAUGUGAAAAAGCAUUGGAACCUGUGUGCAAGGUGUCGAAGUAAAUAUUGUUGGUAGCAUGUGACUAGCAUGCCCUAUUUUUUACACCUUCAACUAGAGGCUUGUGUUGUUUUCUCAGCUGUGUUUUUAAUGCGAAGCACCACGACAAGGUAUGAAGAUCAACACCAAACUAGUUACCUGUGCCAGCGGCCAAACAUCUUUACUUGUUCAAUCCAAUCAACUCGUGCUUUUUGCUGCAUCAAAUCUGAGCACAGUGAGCCAUCACACAUCUAUUUUUGUGGCACUCAUAGUGUGUAGGAAGCAGUGAGGCAAGGAAGAUAUUUGUGGUAGUUGGUAUACUUGCUUUUCAUGAAAUGUAACAUUCUCAUGGCUUUGAAUUGAACUUAUCAAGGCAUUUUUCUUUCCUACUUGAUAGUGUGUUCUUUUCUUUCAUUCUACGCCCAUUGAAACCAUGCAUACUGAAACUAGAAAUUACCAUUGGGUUAUUUGGUGUGUAGCUUUAAAUUCAGGAGAUAUUACUAAACAGAAAGGUGCGAGAGAACAGGAGAGCUGCUGUGCUGGUACGCAUUGUAAUACCUCUCCUGUCAUUCUUGACUUUGUACCUUUUGCACAGCUUGGUGAAUUCAUCUUGUUAAAGACUUCUGAUUUUUCAAUUAACUAAUACAUGCUUGUUAAAUCUAUUUGAUUGCAGGCAUUAAGGAAACUGCUUUGUCGGUGGAUACAACUGAUGUGCUGCUACUGAAUAGUGUGGUUCACUAGGAAGAGAAACACAAGAAUGUACAGCUAGUGUUUUCCAGCAGGACCGCCUUCAAUGAAAGAUUUGCUCUAACUGUAGCACAGAAGUGAAGUCACUUUUUUUUUCUUUCUUUCUUUUUGCCCCAAGGAAGAAAAACUUGUUUUUAAUCUAUAACAUUUAAUUUAGAGACACUGGCAGAAGACAAGCCAAGACUCUGGCUCAUGCAUGGUGCACGUGUGUGUACCAUUUUUAUGUGGAUUACAGCCUGCUCUUUACAGGUGCCGUACGCUCAUGUGUUUUUUAUGAUAGUGGACCAUGCCACACACUAAAGCAGCACAGUGUUAAAUUCUGCUGUAAAAAAAAAGAAAAAAUACCAUAUUACAUAAUGUGAUGUGUGAGCUGGCUAAUCUGUUCUGUGAAGUUCAUUUGCAUGUUUCAACUUGGGCUUGCCUUAUGAGGAUUUCAUGUGUAGCGAUACAGUGGCUAAAUUUAAUGCUAAAGUUUUCAUCCAACAUUCUGCGCACAAUUGUCCUUGUAGCUCGCUGGUGUUGAUUAUCUAAUUCAUUGAUAAAUACUGCGAGUAAGAGUUGUGGGCCUACUCAAAAAUGGCUGGCUGAGAUAAGACUCUUGUUCAUGUACUGUAUCUGGGUUUGGUGGGAGAGUGCGAGGUUCAGGAAAUAAGCUGUUGUGCACGUACUGCUCCCAUUAAACCAGAAGUCUUGCAUGGCAUUUAGUACAUGGACCUACAUGUUCUGCAGGUUUACCCCGUAUGCUUGCAUUUUAAUAUCCUGAAAUUAACUCUUUUAUUUUUUCUUCUUUUGUGGUCAAGUGGAUACCUCAUUGUUGCCUAGUCAGGGUUUGCAAAGUUUUAGUGAUAAAGUGGCUGCUGCAACGAGCCCUGGUGCACAAAGCACUUGCGGAGUGCAGUUCCUGUUGCGGAGAUGCACCUUUUAUCCUUUUAGCAGUAGAGCGGUAUCACCGGUGCACCGUGUUUUUGGCGCCAGCGUUGUAAUAUAUUGGCUCUGUUCUGUGCACUCUUUUAAGGCUCUUCUAGGACAGCAAAUUGUAUCUUUAUAAAAUUGAGGGAGGUUUACAACUCGGGCAUUGUGAGAAAUAUAUUUUAAGGUGCAUUGUUGCUCACAUUGUUCUGCCAUCCUUACCCAUUGUAAGCACCCCCCGAGAGAAAGACCCGAGAUUAGUGUUUGAUUCAGUAAUGCCUUGCCUGUGGAAUGAUCUCCUGCGACCUCCUCUUGACAAAAUUGAUAAUUGACAAAAGAAGGGGGGUUGGCUGUGAUUUACUGCUUAUGAAAAAAAUUUCAUGUUUCAUGUGUAGACCGGUGGACGUUGCAUUCUGCGAAGUUGUUUUAAUUGCUUUCUGUAACAGAUUAAUUUAUUUUUAUUGUUUGAAUCAUUUACAUUGUUACAGCUUCUGCCAAAGUAGUGUGCAGAGUCAUGUUUUAUCAUCAUUCUUCAGAAAGAUAUUGGAUUUUUGUGUAGUAAGUGAAUACGUAAAAAAAAAAUAAUAAUAAUUGAAGGAGCAGAUACUGUGUGUUAGUGUUGCACCUUUAGCAGUGUGUGCUCAAACACACUGAGGCUCUUUAGCCUUGUUGUAAAGCACUGCCAGAACAGCUGUUUUUUGUUGACGUUGCAAGAAACGUGGCUUGCACAGCACGCCGUAGAGUUUUCCUACUUAACUAUUUUCCUUUGUUCUCUGUGUAGCGGUGGGCUUGUGAUGAGACGAGUGCAGACCCUUCGUGUUGGCAUCUUUUUUUUUUUUUUUUUUUUUUCCCCUGUGCUGGAGUGAUGGAUUGAUGUGUGCUUAAUGCUGUGUUAGAGCAAAUGUGCCCUGUUCCCAUGUUAAAAAAGAAAAAAAAAAGACUAUAGCAGAAAGAAGUACCACACCUGUUUGGCUGCUGCAGUUGCCUAACAUGGUCAACACUGCCGCCUGCUGUGCUGUUGUCAGUUCAAUGUUUGCAGAGUUCCUUAAAAAAAAAGGAAUUUCUAUUGGAGCUUCGUUAUCGGCUCAUCAAAAUAAAGAGAGUCCAACACCA
Dermacentor silvarum is the source of this 9001-nucleotide messenger RNA. RefSeq names its product transmembrane protein 131-like (gene Tmem131). The record is from RefSeq and is a predicted model, not a curated record. Lineage: Eukaryota; Metazoa; Arthropoda; Arachnida; Ixodida; Ixodidae. Gene Ontology annotation, cellular component: membrane.